Molecule: messenger RNA, 3501 nt
Organism: Tachysurus fulvidraco (yellow catfish)
Lineage: Eukaryota; Metazoa; Chordata; Actinopteri; Siluriformes; Bagridae
Product: NCK-interacting protein with SH3 domain
Exons: 13
Coding region: 137-2470 (777 amino acids)
Biological process (GO): endocytosis
Molecular function (GO): protein binding; Arp2/3 complex binding
Source: RefSeq, a predicted model, not a curated record
CCCUUGCGGUGUUUACAGGCGUGUGCUGAGCUGAUUCUGCUCCUGCAGUGAAAUAAACGCAUUAACUUUGUCAUGUGCGAACAGCGCGGUGCAGAAAACUAGUGACUUUACUCUUAUCCUGACACCGAGAAGCGCCAUGUAUCGGUCUCUGUACGCCUUCAACUCGCAGGAGCCGAACUCCAUGCCGUUCGCGGCCGGAGAGACGUUUGUGAUCGUGGAGAGAAGCAGCUUGCACUGGUGGCUGGGAUCCCGCUGUAGCUCCGGAGAAACCGGCUACAUCCCGCCGUCAUACCUGCAGAAGAUCCAGGCUCCAGAGCAUGAUGAGGUUUUGCAGUCAAUAGACAGAGCCAUCGAGGGGAUCCACAAUGUAGCCAUGAAAAACGACGGGAAGUACAACCUGGAGCAGAGAGACGUGCUGCAGAAGCUGAUCCACCACAGGAAGGAGAUUAUGUCUCGCCGGAGUCCAACGCCAUCCAAUCACAAAACAGGAAUCCCCUCCUCCAGCAGUGAGGUGUCACUAAGCUCCGCCCAUCAAACACCUAACGGCCUGAGCCGGGCUUACAGCUGUCAGGCCAGCGAGUCGAUCACAGAUAACACAGAGAAUGUGAAUGUACUGGGACUUUACCAGGUUCCUCCUCAGCCUCGUCGAGCUGCUCCCAUAACUCCACCCCCUCCAGAGAAACGGAAGGAAAACCGACGUCCAGGUCCUGAGGUUCCAGCCAGAGUGACCUCCUCUGGCUCCGCCCACAUGCCUGGACAGACCACCCCUGUGUCUGUCUCUUCAACCAUAAGCUCCACCUCCUCCCAGUCUGGCUCCACCCACUCUGUCCUUCUCUCCGAUGACAGCCUCCCCAGUGCGUCUAGCACUCCACCUCCCGUGCCGAGCCGAACAAAAGUCCCGCCCCCUCCUCCUCCUGACACCUCGCAAACUCAGAAGACCCCGCCCCUCCCUCGACCUGACCACUCCCAUUUUGAGAAGACCAUGACUCCUCCUCCACCUGAGCUAUCUCACUCUGAAAAGACCCCACCUCCUCCUCCACCCGAAUCCUCCUCUUUCUGUAACGAAGGUUCGGCCCCUCGACCCCAGCCCCAGUCCAUCAUGUCUCAACCUGACACUGCGGACCAAUCAGAAGCCGAGUGGCCCUCAGCACCACCCCCUGUAUCUUUCAGCCCCACUGCUACUGACAGCCCCACAUGUUUGUCCUUGGUUCCCAUGACAACAGGGGCGGAGCUGAUUGAGCUUGUCAGAAAGAACACAGGUCUUAGUUACGAGAUGUCACGUGUCGCUGUGGGAGUGGUAGUCGGCCAUCUCCAGGCAACCCUCCCGGGGGCCGCGGGUGAGAUGGAGCAAGUGUUGCUCUCCUUGGUGGAGAGCAAGGACCUGGGUGCGGCUUUGCCACGGGGACAAGUGUGUCAUGAUGAGCAGAGGUUAGAGGUCAUCUUCAAUGAUUUAGCUCGUCACCGUGACGACUCGCAGCAGCGUAGCUGGGCUCUGUACGAGGACCAUGAGCUGAUCGCGUGCUACCUGGAGGAGCUACUGCAGAUUCUGACAGAUGCAGAUCCAGAAGUGUGUAAGAGGAUGUGCAGGGCUAAUGAGUCUGAGCCUGUACUGUCUCUUGUCUCUUAUUACCAGAUGGAACAUCGUGUUUCUCUGCGGCUGCUGCUGUUGAAGGUGUUCGGUGCAAUGUGUGGUCUGGACGCCUCGCUCAUCUCCACACUGCUCAACUCCAUCCUUCCCAUGGAGCUCGCACGAGACCUGCAGAGCAACACACAUGAACAUCAGAAGAUGUGUUACACAGCACUGGUGAUGGCCAUGAUCUUCUCCAUGGGAGAGCAGCUGCCCUACCGCCAUUACGAUCACCUGAACUCUGGAUUUAUUAAGUUCCUGUUGGAGGUGAUUGAGGACGGACUUCCAUCAGACCCAACUGAAAAACUUUCAGACCUGAGUGUCAACCUGCUGCUCGCCUUCAACCUGCACUUCACAGUGCCGGACAGUAACCUGGUGAUGCAAACUCUGAUAAAGAGACACAAUGUGAAAACUCUCACUGAGAAAAUCCUGCUGCUGCUCAACAGAGGAGACGACCCUGUGUGCGUAUUUAAACACGCCCCACCAGCUCCACACUCUGUACUUAAGUUCCUGCAGGACAUUUUCUCCAGCCACAACACUGCUGACAUUUUCUACCACACUGACAUGAUGGUGAUGAUCGAUAUUGUGGUCCGGCAAAUCUCAGACCUGUCUCCGGGAGAAAAGCUGAGGAUGGAGUAUCUCUCACUCAUGCACGCAAUCAUUCGGUCCACUGAUUACCUGCAGCAUCAGCACCGUUUCUCUGACCUGCAAGCUGCACUACAUAGAAUUCUGGGAGAGGAGGAUGAUCCCGGGGAGGACGAGAGCUUGGCUCAGGCCAGAAAGAUGGACAAGCUCAUAGUCCAGCAGGUUUAUAAAGAGUUCCCUCAGAUCGGCACAGACUGACAGCUGCGUCUCAAACGCUGACCGAGUGCAGGUGUAGAAUCACACAACCACAUGAACCAGUCGUUUCUAAACAUAACUAUGCUCGUAGAGACAAAACAAGUGCAAUUCCGCAUUGUCCAGAUCGACACACAGUAAAUUCUACUUCACUAUAAUUAGCGCAGCAUCGUCAACCAGAAUCAGCCGAGACUUGUUCAUUGUACAUAAGAUACAGCUUACAGCUGCACCAUUACACUUUUGGAGGUGGAGGUUUGAAAUGUUUUGCCAUGUGAAAGCUAACUGCACUGAAGUGGAGAAAAGGAUGGAGGUCUAUAUAAUAUAACUGCACAAGUCUUUAGAUUACAAUAAACACAGUUAUUCAAGUUAAGUGAAAUGGUGUUAUGCAGAUGUUAUAACAUCUGUAUUCACCUUAUAUUCUGGGAAAUAUGGUACUGAGUGCUGGAGGUCAACCUGAAUGCAAUAGUUUGUAGCUAACUCGUGUACUUCCUCAGGCUUCCGCAUCAGCGUAAGGGAAUAAAUCUGAUCUAACAACCUGCAGACUUUUUCCUCGUUACUGUCCUGUUCUAGGUGAAUCUCAGCUUUAACCUCCUUAGCCUUACUAAACCUUCUGUGCUGUGUUCCAGCUGUUCUAGUGAUACUUCACACUGCGACGUUCAAUGUUAUUGUUCUUAAACCAUUCAAACUUUGUAUUAUUUUUCUUUUGGUUCAGAUACAUAUCAUCUCGAAUCAUCUCAGUUGCUACCUCUCUUUAUUUCUGGGAGUUUUAGUUUGUUAAUUCCAUUCUCAUGAUGUAAUGGAGGAUAUUCUCCUUCCCUGUGUGUCCGGUAUUAAACGCUAGAUCUUACUUUCUGUCCGUAUGAGAAUUCACACCUGCUCCUUAACUCAUACACACAAACUGAGUGUGGAUCUGUUUCAUGUUGCUUUAAUGAUGUAUGGAAGCUUAUUAAUAAACCUUGUUUAGAAGGGAAAUGGUAAUAAAAUGUAUUUUCAUAAAGAUUACUCACUAAUAAAAAUGCCAGUCAUCUCUAUAAACA